This is a messenger RNA of Ceratina calcarata, 2581 nucleotides long. RefSeq names its product protein arginine N-methyltransferase 9. Gene Ontology annotation, cellular component: nucleus. Gene Ontology annotation, biological process: peptidyl-arginine methylation, to asymmetrical-dimethyl arginine; chromatin remodeling. The transcript has 7 exons. Gene Ontology annotation, molecular function: histone methyltransferase activity; protein binding; protein-arginine N-methyltransferase activity. NCBI's taxonomy places the organism in Eukaryota, Metazoa, Arthropoda, Insecta, Hymenoptera, Apidae. Bases 178 to 2442 code for a protein of 754 amino acids. The record is from RefSeq and is a predicted model, not a curated record.
CUCCUGUUUGUACCUCAUUUCACGUCGUAACAGAAUCGAGAAGAUUGUUUACAUGUACCUACGUAAACACACGUACGUCAAAUUCAAACAACUUUAAUUACUCAAUUUUGAAUGUGAGAGAGUAAGAGAUUCAUCGUGUUAAGUAGAUAUCAAAGAGAAUUUUGUGUAUCGUAAAAAAUGCAAAGAGAAGUGAAUGACAUUGUCGAAAAAUCAUUACAAAAAGCUUACGACCAUGACAGAACUGGGAACGUAGGAAAAGCAUACGCAUAUUACACGGUUGUAGCAGAAUUAUGUCCUAGGAAAAGGGCAGAAAUUGAAGAACCCUUCGUCGAUAUUCUUUGUCAAUGGGGAAUCCAACUGGCAUGUGAAAAUAGAUUUGCAGACGUUGUUCUGUGUUACAAACAUUCGUUAGAUUUAUUUCCGAAUAAUCCCCGUAUGCUAAACAAUUUUGCAGCUCAUCUUCUAAGGAAUAAUGAUCCGAUUGAAGCAAUCAGAUAUUUAAAGAGAGCCUUGCAAGCUGAUCCUAAUUUUCUACCGGCAGAAAGAAAUUUGCAAAAUGCUUUUAGCAUGGCCGUAGACAGAUGGCAUUUUCCAAUGCUGAACGACAAAUGUAGGAAUAACGCGUUCGCAAGUGCAAUUCGUAAGAGGAUUUCACAAGGAUACGAUACUGUAUUAGAUGUAGGAACCGGUACAGGAUUAUUAAGCCUGUACGCAAAAAAUGCAGGCGCCAAGAAGAUAUAUGCAUGCGAAUGUUCACAAGUAAUGUUAAGAAUCGCUAAGAAGGUAUUCGAGACUAAUGAUGCCACAGACAUUGUGUUACUACCAAAGUUCUCUUCAGACCUUAUAAUUCCUACGGACAUUCCUCGGAGAGUAAAAUUGGUGGUUACAGAAACGUUUGAUGCCGGUCUAUUUGGAGAACAAGUGAUACCAUCGAUAAUAAGCGUACAUUCAAAUAUUUUGGAUAAGAAUGGCAUGGUGAUACCUAUGGGCGCUACGCUAUACGUAGCUGCCGUCGAAUGUGAAUAUAUAAGACAAAAAUCAGCUGUAAUGCUCGACAAAUUAAAACGCAGUUGCCCUCUCAAUUUUAAUAAUGUAUCGGUAUUACUAGACGAAGAAUAUUACGAUACGGAGAAUUUAAAGAACGUGGAAGUUAGUUAUAUACUAGAGCCUACAGCCCUUUUCACUAUCAAUUUCAAUGAGCUAACGAAUUUGCUACAAUUUAAUACAGAUGGAAUAAAAAAUAUAAUAAAGACAAAAUGUAAGCGCGGUGGAAUUAUUGACGGUUUAAUAACUUGGUUUAAACUGCAUCUCGACGAAGAGAUUACGAUAGACACUUCCGACAAAAAAUCGUGUUGGCAAGUCGCUGUUUUCCCAACAGUACCAAAAUUAUGGAACGAAGGCGAUUCGAUAAUGAUCAAGGGAGAACUGUUGAAAGGAAAACUGAAAUGUUCAUAUACGUCGCAUGUUGCUCAAUGCAAUGAUUAUGAUAAUGAUCAUACAUUUCUAUAUCGUUUGCCGAAAGAAGUUGUAACGUUUUUGAACGAUUUUGAAUACAUCAAAUUGGUAACGGAAGUUAGUAAAUCCUUAAUAAGUAAAGAAAUACAUAGUAUUUUGGAUACAUCUCCGUUUCCUAUUUAUGGACUGAUGUUACUGAAAGAGAAUAAGCAUAGCAAUAUUUUUUAUUAUAAGACGGAAAAUGUUAUGCUCCAACGGUUCAUAAAACAAAUAGCAAAACAGAAUAAUUGCGAAGAUAAAUUACGUAUUAUAUCUAAAUACAGUCAUAUCAAACAUUGUUUAGACACUAUUUUUAUCCACGACUUUGAUAUUAAAGGGGAGUUAAAAGAUUGCAAUGAAGAAUAUAAUCACGAACUUUUUCGAUGUUUACUCAAGCCAAAUGGUAUCCUACUGCCAGAACAAAUAUUUUUUGUAGGCCAACUUGUAUUCUCACAAGACUUACCAAACAUGGUUUACGUAGAAGAUGAAAAUUUACGAGAUGAAUCGACGUUCAUUUCCGAUGAAUCAAGUUUUGAAAAGAAUCCUCGCAAUAUUUUCAAUAGUACAACUUCUUAUGGCAUUGCACAACACAUAAACGAAUUCAAGAUAAAUCAGGUUUUCGAUUUGAAUUCAAGUUUAUAUUUUUAUGAGCCUCUAUCCGAUGUGAACGUGUUAAUAGAAAUGAGGGAAAAUGAAGUCGCCGAACGUGUAAUAAAUUUUGGUAAAAUAAGUGCGACUAAUAAUAAAUUGUUACCGAAUGCUCUGGCCUGUUGGUACAAAGUUAGAUUGACGUCAAAUUAUAAUUACGAUACGAAAAGAAACGGAUCGUUUAUGAAUCAUACAGCUAUACUAUUAGAAGAUGAAUUAAAAAAUUGCAUUCUCCAAGGUAACGAAGUGUGUAUAAAAGUUCAACAAGCUGACGGUGUAAUUCGAGUAAAAGUUAAAUGACUACUUUAUUUUAUUUUUUUAAUACAUCCAAACCAGCCCAAGAUUUACCGUGAAUAUUAAAAUACACGUAUGUACAUGUGAUUUAACCUUUGUAUACAAAAGUUGUACAAAUAUUACACUAACGGAGGUAAGACCAAUA